GGCACCUAUAAUAUUUAGGAAGCUGUGACUGCUCCUAAAGAGCUUUGUCGCAUACCUUGGGCGAAGAGGAAGGGAAAGAGUUUAGAGAAGGUGUAAGCCAAGUUGUAGAAUAAAAUAUGGACCAACAAUUCUGUCUCCGGUGGAACAAUCAUCAAAAGAACCUAACAGACGUACUGAGUGGCUUACUACAAAGAGAAGUUUUAGUAGAUGUAACUCUUGCCUGUGAUGGUGAAACAUUUAAAGCCCACCAGACAAUUUUGUCAGCUUGUAGCCCCUAUUUUGAAAGUAUUUUCCUACAGAACACCCAUCCGCACCCAAUAAUUUUUUUGAGGGAUGUGAAUUAUACGGAAAUGAAGGCUCUAUUGCAAUUUAUGUACGAAGGUGAAGUUAAUGUAAGCCAGAACUUGCUUCCAAUGUUCUUGAAGACAGCUGAGGCCCUUCAGAUACGUGGACUUGCUGAUAAUGCAGUUAGUAAUAAAACUUCUGAUGACCUACCAUCAUCAGCAGUGAACUCUCCAGCUAGAAACUCAGAACAUCAUAGUAGACCUAAUAGCCCGCCUCCAGAAAAGAGGAAACGAAAGUCAUCUGGAAAUUGUGACAUAUCUGGAGCCACCAGUGAUCGUUUUCACUCAGAUUCACAGACAUCAUCACAGUGCAGUUACAAGUCCAGCCCUGCCUCAGUUCCAAAGCUAAAUGCCAUAACACCUGACAUUGAAGAGGUUGUGGAUAUACCAUCAUCUCCUCCUCCUAUAAAGCAAGAGGUUGAUCCAAGCCAUUCAGAAUAUAAGGAGCCUUACUUGAACAUAGCAGAGACACUCUCCCUACCGUCGGCUGGGGUUGGUAUCCUGAACCCAGGUGAUAUGAACUCUCUUCAUGGGUCAGGUUCCAUGGAUGCUAGUGACCAGGAGCAGGGUCCUGCCUCACAAGACACCUUGGAUGGCCUUGAUGCCAUUCCAAAACAUUUGAGAAUGUCAGCAUAUCUGGAAGAACAAAUGGAUCGAGGUUAUGAGAGCAUGUAUUAUAAGGUGCCUGAUAUCCCAGCUCUGUACAACUGUAAGGUGUGUGGCAAAACUGUCAGUAACCGGUGGCAUCACACUCGCAGCCACAAGCCCCAGAAUCUCAAGUGUCCCUUGUGCCAACAAGUCUUUACAAGAAGGGACAAUAUGAAGACUCAUUUAAAAUGGAAACAUGGUGGCUUAUCUAUAUAAAUAGAUUCAAGACUAAGGAAUACAUAUAAAGCCCAUUUCCUUAAAUGGCAUUUUAUAACAUAGCUAUUUAUUGUCUCAUAACAAAAAAAAUGUGAACUUGCAUUUCCUUUUAGAUUAAAGUUCUAAGAACAGUGUAAAACCUGGUACUACAUGAUCAUCGGGCAGUGGAUAUUAUCUCGGCUCGCUUUGCUGUGCUUUUAUAUGUUCAUUCUGAUUAAAAUUUAGUAUGUUCAAAGAGAGACUCGACCCAUGAAACAAACUGACAUUGGAGAAAUUGUUGAAAGUGAUGACCAUUAUGUUCCUUACAUACACUUAUGCAGCAAAUCAUGUUAUAAAACAUUCACUGUAAUGUGUCUGUCCCUGUGGCAUUUCCUGAAUACUGAAUUUGAAUCUGUAUAGUGAUUUUCAUCACCAUAUGCUUUGAAAUGGCCCAUGCAAUAAAUCCAGGAGGCUAACAUUUUCACUUCCUGUUGGACAUAAUCCUUUUCUAUGAGCUGCAUGUACCAUAUGCCAGAGAUGUGCAGUGAGUAUCAGCAGGCACUUUGGCUUGUUCCGAACUUGUUUUAGGGAGUUCAUUUGGUGAUGGAAGUUUCCACAAAUAGGCAUGAAAUCCCAUCUUGUGUCACCAGAAAGCUAGGUUUACUGGGUACCUCUUCGAUUUCUCAUUGUACCCAUGAGCCCAGCUCAUUAUUUUCUUUUUGUUGGUUAUUUUUCAACAAUGUUAGUGUCUGGAAUAUAUAGCAUCAAAUGGUGAGAUGAUUGAUAGUUAUAGGCAGUGUCAAGUAACUUCAAACAAGACCCUGCAUUCCUAGUCAAAUCCUGCACAUGGCUUGUGGUGGGAGGAGUUUCUUAACACUCGUUCUUCCACUUUCACCAACCCCUCAUGUUUCAUUGAAACUACCCUAUUCUCUUUUCGAGGAACAUAUUACAAUAAUGCAAAUAUAUUGUCACUCAUCAUGCAAAGAAAAAUACGUUUAAUGUGUAUUACUAAUUUAUACUUUGAAAAUUAAAAUAUAAUAGUCAUAUGUAAUGAGGAAAAGAAUUUACGAUUUAGCGCACAAGGAAACUGACGUUUUUAAACAGAUGAUAGAAAAACCGUAAGUAUAACCUUCUUCGAGGGUGCCUUAUAAACAACUGGACACCUGUCACUUCUCACACCCUCGAACCCACCCCCGUGUCUGAAAUUUUUCUUCUGCGCAUUCAAGGUUACUCUUGGCCUUGUUGAAGUUACGUGACACUUGCUAUAGUAGUAACGUCAGUCAGGAUAGCCAUUGUCUCAGCCAAGAUCCCAACUUAACACCACCCAAAUACAAGUUGAGAGCACUAUCACUAAACCAACAUAUUCAGAUUCAUAAUUAGAACACAAAGAAUGAAUAAAUAUUCUGCAUAAGUUUACAACAUCUUAUGUUGAUUGUAGGCCAGAUGAGACCAUAAUAUAAACUGUGUGAAAGAAAUUGAGAUCCUCACAGUCGUGUCUGUGAUGAGUUCUGUCUCCUGGUACAUAACACCAUGUAAUCUGUUUCAAGUCUUCGCUCUGCUUGCUUCCUUCUUCAUGCAGGUUUCAUGUUUGUCUUACACUUUGAACUUGAAGAUGAGAUGACGUGUUCCUCAGAAAUAUCAGUUGACUUUCGACAGACUACCUGAUGUUAUAUCCCAGAAGGCAGACCUCUUUGGGAAAGAAUGGUUUCUGUAUAACGUACAUUGACAGAACCUCAAUUUGAAGAGCUGUUCUCUUUUAGAGUAUAAUGUGAUAUAUGAAUGGUGCUUUUGGAAUGUGAACACACAGAUCAUUCAGAGAAAUGUCAGUCCUAGAAAGGGUCAGCUGUUGAGUACUGUGAGUAAUAUUGUGUCAUUACAUUGAGGAAUUUCUGUCUAACCAAGUGUUUACCCCACAAGUCCUAAGUGACAAAAAUGGAAAAUCAUAGUAGUUGGAAAGCUUGGCAAUAAGCAUUGUGCUUAACAUGCCUGAGUAAAAUGUUGAGAGGAACUCAGUUCAUACCUCAGCCAGGUCACCGGCUAUUCUGACUUUCUUUUUUGUUUUUUUCUUUAGUCUCUUGAGAAAUAUGCUGGGGUAGUACCAUAACCAGGCCACAACUGCUUCCAUCCAAAUUCUUUGCAAAUUAUCUCCCAUAUACCAUCCAUCCCUUCAGCAUUAUGUAAGUUGUUAAAUGACUCACAAAUAAGCAAACAAAUACGAUGUUGAUUCUAAAGGGUUCUGAUGAUGGUGGAUGACACACAGAAUUACUGGGUUUCUGGACCUUUUCCAUUGUCCGCAUUCUAAGUAACAGAGGACAGGACGUUUCAGAAACUGGAUCUGUUUGCGUCUUCAGGUGAGAAAAGAAGACACCUACUCAGUGAUUGAGAUUAGCUCUUUCUAAGGGGCCCAACUAAGUGGGGUCCUCCUUUCUCACCUGAAGACGAAAACAAAUCCAUUUUGGGAAACAUCGUGUCCUCUCUUACCUAGAAUCCGGAUGAUGGAAAAAGUCCAAAAACCCAAUAAUUCUGAAAUACAGUGUUGAAUGACGAGAUGCAAAUGAUUUAUCUAAGAAAGGAAGCGUAUUUAGGGCUCUUAUUACAUGUUCACCCAUAGCACAAAAUGCUGUUCACAGACUGGAAUUUGUUACUAUUAGUAUAAACUUUAUCACGAAGUAAGAUUGGAGAUCAUCUGCAAUUUCUUAUAUAACUCUUCUUAGUAUUCUUGACUUAAGUGCAACAUAUGAAGUGUAGUGAAAAUUAUAAUAAUGUCAGAUUUUUCAAAUGAAAAUGUAUAAAAAAUCUGGAUUUUCUUAGUAUGUAACAGUGCUUAAUUUCCUGAUUAAUUAAUAUGGUAAAUGCUGC
Molecule: messenger RNA, 4046 nt
Organism: Cryptotermes secundus
Lineage: Eukaryota; Metazoa; Arthropoda; Insecta; Blattodea; Kalotermitidae
Product: sex determination protein fruitless
Exons: 5
Coding region: 117-1208 (363 amino acids)
Biological process (GO): regulation of transcription by RNA polymerase II
Cellular component (GO): nucleus
Molecular function (GO): protein binding
Source: RefSeq, a predicted model, not a curated record